This is a messenger RNA of Xyrichtys novacula (pearly razorfish), 5075 nucleotides long. The record is from the annotation of a GenBank genome assembly. Lineage: Eukaryota; Metazoa; Chordata; Actinopteri; Labriformes; Labridae.
GGGAUGACCACUGACAUAUAGAGGCGUAGCUUUGUGGCCGUGGUGAUGGAUUUCGACGACCAAAUGUUUCAGAGUCGUUGGAAGACUCCAGCAGCUUUGCCAAUUCUAGUCUGUACUUCUUUCCGAGGUAUGUUAAGUACUCUAUGACUUAUGACAAUAAUCUAUAUUUGAUCAUACAGAAAGCAUCACAACCAUGCAAAAAAUAAAAUUUAUUAUUAUUGUUAUCAUUAUUAUUAUUAUUAUUAUUAUUGCUUCUGGGGCCCCCCUAUUGGCCGUGGGGCCCUAAGCAGGCGCUUAAUUCGCUUAUGCCUUGGCCCGGCUCUGCACAGAUGUACCUAGUUUCCACAGAGGUAUGAAGACGAAAGGCUAGUUUUGAUGGACUUACUUGUCUUUUAUCAUGAUUGUUUUAUAAUAACGCUAAAAUAAUCGAAUGAUUAAAGUCUGUGAGAUCAACGUUAUCUCUAGACGUGCACACAGCUAAAAUCAACGAGCCCCGGAACCAUGUUAAUAUCAGCCGUCCCUGUAGGGGCACAAUUCGUUGCUACACUGCGGCGUCAGUCUCGCAUUUCGCAUGAAUGGAAUGAUAUUAGCUAUAAAAGCCUCGACUCAGGAAUGGAAACUGGAUGGAAACAUUUUCUAGUUGACCUUUUUAGUCGGUGUUUGGAGAUUUAACGAGAGGAUAGUUACCUCUUGAACGUGUUUUCUGUUUGUUUGUUUGUUUGUGUGUGCAGAGCGGAAGCUAAAAACUACAGGCUAUAUAACCGUCAGCCUGCUGGCCUGUCUGUCAUCCCUGCUUCAAGAUCACAGACCAAAAAAAAAAACAGAAAAGAUGGUUGAAACUAUAUUCGACCUCCCGGUGGAGAAGCAGAUCUUUUAUGCUGUUUUAGGAUUUUCGUGGACAGUGUAUAUAUGGGAGGCAUACCUGUCUUACAGACAAGUAAGUCAGUGAUUUCUCAGUAUAAAGCUGAAAGUUUCUGCUAAGAUGAGGUGUGGGAGGGAGAUAAUCUUCAUUUUGAGUCUGUUAUCUAAAAUCAUUCCUGAGAAGUAGCAGAUCUUGCAAACCAGUACAGAUUCUUAAUUGUAUCUGGAUGUCUUUUCAUCUCAUGGUGUUUGAGUUUAACCAAUAAUAAUGAAAACUGCAACAUGGUCCAGAUGUAAAAUGAUCUAAUAUACUUUAAUAAAACCUUCUCCCUUCUCAGAGGAGGAUCUACAGGUCAACGACACAUGUGCCACAGGAGCUGGGGAAGAUUAUGGACUCUGAAACAUUUGAGAAGUCACGUCUCUAUCAGCUGGAUAAAAGCAACUUUAGCUUCUGGUCUGGACUCUAUUCUGAGACUGAAGGGACGGUAAGACAAACAGAAGACAUAGAAUUUUUACAGGUUCUCAAGUAGGACUGGGCGAUUUGGCCAAAAAGAUGAUCACAAUAUACUUUGUCAUAUCGGCCGAUCUCGAUUAUUAUCAUGAUUUUUUUUAAACUGCCAGUUUUAAAGCAUCUGUACUUAAAACUAAAAAAACUAGAGUUAAAUUCAACAUUUUAUUAACAUAGAAAAAAACUAAGAAAACUAUAAAAAACAUUUUAACUCAUCAGAACAACAAAAGUAGAUAGAUGAUAAACAACUUUUCUUCUCAACAAUAACAUCUUUGGAGGAUGACUCAAAGUCAUGGCUGACAUCUAUUUUACUGCCCUCAGCUCCACGUUUAGCUCCACGUUUGGUUACUCUGUUUACUUCUCCAGCAACUUACAGAAGUGAGCAGGAAAAACUCGACUCUGAUUGGCUGUUGUGACGCACAUUUUCGCCAUGUUUGAUCGAGUAAAUAUGCUUAGUCGCCCAGUCCUAUUCUCAAGUAUAACUCAAGGAUUGUACAAUGAAAGUGCUGUUUUCUAUCCUUAUUUCAUACUAAAUUUGACAUUAAAAGAUGAUAUGAUACCUUUCAGCUGAUCCUGCUCUUGGGUGGAAUCCCAUUUCUGUGGGACGUCGCUGGUUCUGUGACAUCUCGCUUUGGGUUUAGCUCAGAGUAUGAGAUCACCCAGUCGCUUGUGUUUCUGACACUCGCCACAAUGUUCAGUGCCGUAACUGGACUUCCCUGGAGUUUGUACAACACAUUCGUCAUAGAAGAGAAGCACGGUUUCAACCAGCAGGUAAACUGACUGAACAGUAGAUUGCGCCACAACUGAGGGUCCAGUCUGAUUCUCAGGGGCCUAGAAGAUUUCUACUUUUGUUCACCCUUAUAGUUUAAUGUCUCGUCAUUCUCAGACUAUAGGGUUCUUCCUAAAGGAUGCUGUGAAGAAGUUUGUUGUUACCCAGUGUAUCCUGCUGCCCGUCACCUCACUGCUCCUGUACAUCAUUAAGAUCGGCGGGGACUACUUUUUUAUCUAUGCCUGGCUCUUCACUCUGGCUGUGUCUCUGGUAAGUGCUGCAUUAAAAUGAGUGGAGUUCAAAGAGAGCAUGUAUUUUGUUAGGUGUGGGAUGUAUAACAGUAAAGUCAUACUUAAGUGUGGUAUGCAUUAAUAUUGUCCCCCUUUAUUUCCUGUGUUUCUAGAUACUUGUGACAAUCUAUGCUGACUACAUUGCUCCCCUCUUCGACAAGUUCACUCCUUUGCCAGAAGGAGAGCUGAAGACAGACAUUGAGUCUAUGGCCAAGAGUAUAAGCUUCCCUCUCACUAAGGUCUAUGUAGUUGAAGGUAAAGCUAAUUUAAGAGUGCCAUUUGCAUGUUUGUUUGUCCCCUUGUCAUUGAAUAGAAUAUAUAUUCAUUAUUUUGGCAGCUAUUCCAGAGGUCAUUUGUCGAUGCACCUUUUUUUUUCAUGUCUGGAAUAUUUUCUGUAUUUUCAGGUUCCAAACGUUCAUCACAUAGCAAUGCAUACUUUUACGGGUUCUUUAAGAACAAACGAAUCGUGCUGUUUGACACUCUGCUGGAGGAUUACUCACCUCUAAAUAAGAGUGGAGAGCCUCAGCCUGAGCAGCCAGACAACGACGAAGCAUCCAGUGAAUCAAAAGCCAAGCCCAAGGUAACAUAGCUGUAUGAUUUUGAAUUUGAAUCUCUGCAUCACAGAUGUGUUGCUUUCUAAUCUGACUUCAGGGAUGCUUGUAAUCUGGCUUUGUUAUAGUUAUUAUGUCUAUUUAUGUAAUGCAAAGGUUUUUAACUUUUAACAAAUACUUUUACAGAACAAGAAACAAGGAUGCAACAACCCAGAGAUCCUUGCAGUCCUGGGUCAUGAGCUUGGCCAUUGGAAGCUUGGCCACACUGUCAAGAAUAUCGUCAUCAGUCAGGUGGGGAGUCUUUUUCACAGCUGUUUUCUCUUUCACUGUCUGCCAGCCUGAUUCCACAAGAUCAAGCGCCAACAUUCAGGUGCAGGUUGAUAUGCUCUUAACAUCUGCCAAAUCCGAUCUCUCUGCAGAUGAAUUCCUUCUUGUGCUUCUCCCUGUUUGCUGUCCUGAUUGGACGUAAAGAACUGUUUGUGGCGUUUGGCUUCAAUGAGAGCCAACCCACAUUGAUAGGCUUGAUGAUUAUCUUCCAGUUCAUCUUCUCCCCAUACAAUGAGGUGAGUAUUGGGUUGGCAUGACGACUUAAGACUUUUAAGUUAAUUCACAACUACAUAACUUGCAGAUGCCCCAAAAUUAAGACCUUAAAAAUUUUGUUCUUGCAGCUUCUGUCCUUCUGCCUGACCGUCCUGAGUCGCAGGUUUGAGUUCCAGGCAGAUGCCUUUGCUCGUGGCAUGGGCAAAGCCUCAGAGCUCUACUCCGCUCUCAUUAAGCUUAACAAGGACAACCUGGGCUUCCCUGUUGCUGACUGGUUGUUUUCCAUGUGGCACUACUCCCACCCUCCACUUCUGGAGCGCCUUAGAGCACUGGGCAACGUCAAGCAGGACUGACGGGGCUGGAAGGGGGAUGAGCGAGUGCUCCAUCCUCCUAACGGCCUCCGCAGACCGCUCCUGGCUCUGUGAUGCACCCUGGUCUUUUUCUACCAACAGCCCCCUUUAAUGUUAUUUUAUCUUCUUUUAUUAAUUACUCUGCUUGCCAUUCUUUUUUCUCUGUUCCCCUCAAAACUUUGUUUUUACAAAACCAAAACAUAUCAACACAAGCCAGCCUAAAAGACCUUGAAUUUGAGUCUCUGCUUUUUCUAGGGACACCUAAUGUGCACUCACUGAGAGUAAUACUUCAGGGCAAUGUGUGUUUAGCAAAAGCUUCUGUCAGAGCACAGCUCAUAUUUUGCAGAAUGUCUCAGGGGUUCUUUUUGAAAUGAUUUUAUUUCUGGGAUUACAAAGUUUUCCUAACAGAAAGACAUUUCUUAUCUGAAACCUAAAAUUACUCUAGAUUUUACUUCAUCUUCUGAUGCAAAAGUUAUACGAGUUUGUGUAAAGCUAUAAAAUACAAUGGGUUUUUACUAAUGACAGACUGAAUAAAAUGAGACUCAGUAGGUGGGAUGAAGCUGUCAUCAUACAUGCUCUUGACAAAGCUUUUUGCAGAUACACAGGCCAGACUUUGUUUUGCCUCUCAGGUGCAGUCAGUGCUGUUUGGGAAAUAUUGUCAGGUAAGCGCAAGAGUAAAAACAUCUAUGUUUUACGAGUAAAAUUCUCAUUUUUUCAAGGGAAAAAUUACUUUGUCACAGGAAAAAAAAGUCAGGGCCUUUUAUUAUUUCUGUUUUUGUUCAGACAGUGGACACAUGAUGAACAGAGCAGUGCAGACAUUUUUAUUUGAACUUAGGUUAGACUUGUGAUUUUCAUUUUUUACAUGCAAUGGGGGAACCUUGUAUUACUUUUCUAAAGCACUUGCUUGUCAACAAAGUUCCAACUGUACCUGUACAUAUGUAACUAUUACAAAUAGAGAAAUGACGUGUGAUGUGAAUUGUGAAAAAUGUUGAAUGUGUUUUGAAAUUUGAAGUUGAACGAUAUUUCUUAGUUUCUUCUCUUGGUUUAUGGGCUGAGUGAGCCCAGAGUUGCCUGGCAAGCAAAUAUUUACAGGGGACUUGGGGAAAGAUUCCUUUCUCCACUUAAGCCAGUGCUUGGUUUGUUCAACAAGGGAACUGUAUGCCUUCUUUGCAGCAAUGAAUAAAAUUCUUCAAAGCAUUCCUUGUG